CCCCGGCCUGAAGGAAACCCCGCAACGUGGGCAGCCCCUGUUUGCUGCAAAGCACAUUGCUGAGUGGAGACUCCGCGAGCCGCCAGCGGCCCCGCCAGGCCUCCCCGCGCGGGGCGCCACCGGGGCAGGAAAUACUUGAUGGUGAUGUAACCAGGUAUGAUACUGACCCUUUUAAUGGCCAUGAGCAGGGUCCCUAAGCCUGCCAUCAUCUCUGGAUGGAACGAGAGGAAGAGCUGUGUGCUCCAGUUCUCCAGGACUCUGAGGAAAGGGAGAUCCUCUUUGGGGCCUCCACAGGAGACAGUGAGAGUGUGAAUGAGCAUGAGGAGAAGAACUCCCAGGAAGAUGGUCCUGAGAAUGUGGAACAGUGUGGGACGAUAUCAGAGGGGUUUGAAGAGAAUGUCUUCCAGAGCCCUGAGGAGGAGGAGGCCUAUGAGGGCCAGUACAUGUCAGAAACGCAGAAGGGAGACCUUCCUGGUAAGAUACUGGGUAACUCCGUUCAUCCAGAAAGAGAUUUGGAGGCUCUCCAAGGUAUCAUCAUCCACCAGAGAAUUCCUAUAGGGGAGAGACCCUAUGUAUAUACUGAAUGUGGGGAGGGCUUCAGUCAGAGCUUGAACCUUACACAGCAUGAGAUAACACAGACGGGAGAGAAACCUCAUAAGUGUACUGAAUGUAACAAAAGUUUCAGUUGGCGCUCAGACCUAAUUAAACACCAGAGAACCCACACAGGCGAGAAACCCUACAUAUGUAGUGAAUGUGGGGAAAACUUUAGUGUGAGCUCUCACCUUUUCACUCACAAGAGAACCCACACAGGAGAGAGACCCUUCCACUGUAACGAAUGUGGGAAAAGCUUCAGCCGGAACUCUCACCUUAUUAACCACCAAAGAAUCCACACCGGAGAGAAGCCCUUUGAAUGUGCUCAGUGUGGGAAGAGCUUCAGUGAUUUCUCAACACUUACCCAGCACCAGAGAACCCACACGGGUGAAAAACCCUACGUAUGUGUUGAAUGCGGGAAAAGCUUCAUCCAGAGCUCACACCUCGUCAGGCACCGGAGAAUCCACACAGGAGAGAAACCCUAUAAAUGUGCUGAGUGUGGGAAAAGCUUUCGAUACAAGAGUCACCUUUCCCAACACCAUAAACUCCACAUGGAGUAGAAAGCACAGCCAUGAGAGCCCCUGUCCUGCUCACAGAAACUGAUGCAUAAAUUAUUAUAUGGUGUGAUGACAUCGAGAAGGAACUACAAAGGGAGGGGGCACAUUCUUAAUGCAAGUAGAUUGUUCUAGGAUGGAUGGGGGGCGCUGAGUGUUGGGAAUGAGUUUGAUGUUGAUAGGAAUCAAUCAUUUGCGGAUUGGGGGGAACAAGAUGAGAGAGGCAGCUGGGGGAGUUGAUCAUUUGGGAUUCAGAGGGCUGGGAGGUGGGAGGAAUUAGGGUGCUGAGGGAAUUUGGUGCUAAGGAACAUUGUUUGGAGUACAGCAAAAUAGAGGGACAAGAGGGGAAAUAUAUAUUUCAUUGUCUUAUUAAGAAGUCAAAAAUGAUAAAUUGGACACCAAGACAGAUACCUGGCUCAUAAGAUGUUAGAGCCAAUGUCCUGGGAAAUGCCUCACUUACUGAACUGAGGAAGACAAAGUGCCCUUUGUUCUCUCUGGCAUUGUCUCCAGCAAUGGUUUCCUCAUUUUAGAUUAUAUUUAUUUGUAGCUGCUAUUUUAGGAGCUCAGUUAAAUCUGGGCAAAAAUGUCCCAGUUUUCUGGUACAUGUUAUAAUAUCUAGUUUUCUGUUGCGUUGUGUCUCCCCCUCCUGAAAUAAAACUUUUUUUUUAAAAAACAAC
Molecule: messenger RNA, 1822 nt
Organism: Mauremys reevesii (Reeves's turtle)
Lineage: Eukaryota; Metazoa; Chordata; Testudines; Geoemydidae
Product: zinc finger protein 697-like
Exons: 3
Coding region: 216-1151 (311 amino acids)
Biological process (GO): regulation of transcription by RNA polymerase II
Molecular function (GO): DNA-binding transcription factor activity, RNA polymerase II-specific; RNA polymerase II cis-regulatory region sequence-specific DNA binding
Source: RefSeq, a predicted model, not a curated record